AUGUACGGGACGUACCAGCAGCAGGAACGCCUCACUGAGGAUGAUAUACUCCAGGGAAUGCUCGAAAGUCGGCAGCGCUUUGCCAAGCUCGACAACUCCCGGGGCUAUCAACACUCUUUUAGAAAAAAAUCCAAAUGGGAACUGGUGCGCCUGUCCCUGCUCAUCGUCGGCAUCGAGUGUACCUACGCAACGGAGACGGCACUGGUCGCCCCGAUACUGCUUGGCAUUGGCCUACCGCACACGGUCAUGACCAUGAUCUGGGCGACGCCCUCGCUCGCCGGACUGCUCUUUGCGCCCGUGAUCGCUUCUGUCAGCGAUCGACUCCGUUCGCGCUGGGGCCGUCGACGUCCGGUACUGCUCGCUCUGGGCUGUACCAUUCUUACCGGCAUGCUCGUGCUACCGAACGGGCCGGCCAUCGGUGAGCUGGUGGGGCUGACGAGCGUCGGCUGGGUGGCCACAAUCACAACCGUCGGUUUGAUAAUGUCUGACUUUUCGGCCGAAACGAGCAACGGACUGUGCCGGACGUACGCGAUGGAGGUGUGCACUAUUCGGGAUCAGGCCCGUGUCCUCAGCAUCAUGGUGCUGACGGGUGGAAUCGGUGCGACCAUGGGUGCACUGUUUGGAGCGAUCAACUGGAACCGGCUCGGCAUUGGACGUUUGUUGGGUGGGAAUGGACCGUCCGUGUUUGCGGCGAACUGGAUUGUGCUAUUUGUGGGGCUAUUGGUGACGUUGACAAGCUUUUCGGAGAUCCCACUGCCGGUGCAGGAGUCGGAACCGAUGCUGAGGCCAGUGACACAAAAGAUGUUGCUGGAUGAGGUGAAGCGUGCGCAGGGAGAGGGUCGUGUGCAGGAUGAGAAGGAAGAGGUGCAGGAAGUUGUUGGGUUUAAGCAGUUUGUGCAUAAUGUGCUGCAUAUGCCACGAUCGAUGAAGGUGUUGUGUUUGACGCAGCUGCUGAGCCACAUGAGCUACCUGACAUACUGUUUGUACUAUACCGAUUUUGUUGGCGCUACGGUCUACGAAGGAGAUGUGCGGGCCCUAAAAGGAUCGGCGGCAGCCGAACGGUACGACGACGGGGUUCGCUUCGCCUGCCUCGGUAUGGCCCUCUGCUCCACCACCUCCUCCAUCUACUCCGUGUUCAUCGAGGGCCUGAUCGUUCGGUUCGGGGCCCGGCCUGUUUACGUGGGCGGACUGCUGGCGCACUGCUGCGGCAUGCUGGCGAUGGGACUGAUGCCCCACAAGCUGGUCGUGUUUGGGUGCUGCGCCCUCACGGGGGUUAUGUACGCCACCAUCUAUUCCAUCCCGUUCCUGCUGAUCUCGCACUAUCACUCAAAGAAUUGUUUUACGGAAGUUGACGGCCAGUACGUGGAAAGCAUCGAGCCACGAGGAUUCGGUGUGGACGUUUCCAUGAUGAGCAGUAUGUUAUGUUUGGCACAGUUGAUUGUAUCGCUAGCGAUCGGUGCCGUGAUUGAUGCGGUCGGUUCCACCAUCAUCAUUACGUUCAUCUCGUCCGCCUUCAUGCUGUGCGCCGCCGGUUCCGCCAUGGCAAUACUUUACAUGGGACUGUAGAUUGUAAAGAGGGGAUUCUCGGAAACGUAAACGAAUCGUAGUUUUAUUACUGUAAUGUAAAUACACGUGUCUCGCUGCGGCAGAAACGCAUUUUCGCCGAACGAAUUAUGAAUAGAGCGCAGGCGAAGCGUGUGAAGCUUUCGCGGAAAACAAAACGCCUGUGCGUAUGCAAUCACAAUGCACAGCAAGCUUUCCGGCGUGAAGUAAGCGGAUCGUUAUUUGUAAAUGGUUGUUUUCACUGGUUUUAAUUUAAGUAUGAGUGAGCUUAAGCAAAUUAAAUCAUGAAUUGAAAAUAAAGAAAAAUAAAUAAGUCUAUUUGAUUUGAG
Molecule: messenger RNA, 1892 nt
Organism: Anopheles arabiensis
Lineage: Eukaryota; Metazoa; Arthropoda; Insecta; Diptera; Culicidae
Product: membrane-associated transporter protein-like
Exons: 5
Coding region: 1-1566 (521 amino acids)
Biological process (GO): transmembrane transport
Cellular component (GO): membrane
Molecular function (GO): sucrose:proton symporter activity
Source: RefSeq, a predicted model, not a curated record